Messenger RNA from Debaryomyces fabryi, 558 nucleotides. RefSeq lists its product as uncharacterized. Gene Ontology annotation, molecular function: ATPase-coupled transmembrane transporter activity; ATP binding. NCBI's taxonomy places the organism in Eukaryota, Fungi, Ascomycota, Pichiomycetes, Serinales, Debaryomycetaceae. The annotation marks the transcript as partial. The record is from RefSeq and is a predicted model, not a curated record. The transcript has a single exon. Gene Ontology annotation, cellular component: membrane. Gene Ontology annotation, biological process: transmembrane transport.
AUGCUUGGGUGGUGUCGUUGGAUUAACUAUCUUGACCCUGUGGGGUAUGCAUUUGAAGCUUUAAUUGCAAACGAGUUCCAUGGUCGUAACUUUGACUGCGCACAGUUUGUUCCUUCUGGUCCAGGAUACCCAACGUCUGGUGAUUCUAUAGUUUGUUCCGUAGUGGGAGCCAGUACUGGAUCUAAUAUUGUUAAUGGGGACGAUUAUAUAAAUCAGUCUUUUGAAUAUUACUUCAGUCAUAGGUGGAGAAACUGGGGUAUUAUUGUGGCCUUUGUUUUGUUCUUUUUGUUUGUUCAUAUUAUUAUCUGUGAGUAUAAUAAAGGCGCUAUGCAGAAAGGAGAAAUAUUAUUGUUCCAAAGAAGUGCUUUGAAGAAAAACAGGUUAAAACGGAAGGAUAUUGAAAGUGGAAAUAUUGAAAAAGUCGAUCCAGAAUUUAACAAUGAAAAGAUGUCCGACAGCGACAUGGAUAAAUUACCUUCUUCUGGAGAUAUAUUUCAUUGGCGUAAAUUAACUUACCAAGUUAAAAUCAAAUCAGAAGAUAGAGUAAUUUUGAAUGAC